AUGACCGCGUUGUUGGGUAUCCGCAAGAAAGCCGCAAUCGACCCAACAAAACCGCAAACGAUUGUCGUCUCAGGUGCGGCCGGAUCGUGUGGUUCUCUAGCUGGACAGAUAGCUAGGUUAGAUGGAUGUACGAGAGUGGUGGGUAUAUGUGGAGCGCCAGAGAAAUGCGAAGUUUUAAUGAACGAGUUAGGCUUUGAUGGUGCGAUCAACUAUAAAGCUGAAUCGGUACCGGAUCGAUUGAGGACACUGGCACCUGACGGCGUUGAUAUUUACUUUGAUAAUGUC
This is a messenger RNA of Anisakis simplex (herring worm), 285 nucleotides long. The record is from the annotation of a GenBank genome assembly. NCBI's taxonomy places the organism in Eukaryota, Metazoa, Nematoda, Chromadorea, Rhabditida, Anisakidae.